Pygocentrus nattereri (red-bellied piranha) is the source of this 781-nucleotide messenger RNA. Its product is annotated as lysozyme g-like. Bases 103 to 693 code for a protein of 196 amino acids. The record is from RefSeq and is a predicted model, not a curated record. Gene Ontology annotation, cellular component: extracellular region. The transcript is spliced from 5 exons. Gene Ontology annotation, molecular function: lysozyme activity. Gene Ontology annotation, biological process: defense response to Gram-positive bacterium; peptidoglycan catabolic process. NCBI's taxonomy places the organism in Eukaryota, Metazoa, Chordata, Actinopteri, Characiformes, Serrasalmidae.
AGCAGUUCUGCUCACUCAUGAUGCCCAGAUAUAUAUACCUGCGAAAACCAGCCUGUCUACACAAGAGCUGUUCUUCUAGUAGACAGGAUUCAAAACAGCAUCAUGGGACCUCAGGUGAUCUGUUCCACGUUAUUCCUAGCGUGCAUUUUUGGAGAUGUAAACAAGAUUGACACGACUGGAGCAUCUGAGGCAACAGCCCGCCAAGACAAGCUGACAGUGAAGGGGGUGCAAGCCUCAUACAAGUUGGCUGAGCAUGAUCUGAAGAGAAUGGACCAGUACAAGAGCAUCAUCAUCAAAGUGGGCAAUGCUAAACAGAUGGACCCAGCGGUGAUCGCAGCCAUCAUAUCCAGAGAGUCGAGGGCUGGAGCUGCUCUCGUGGACGGCUGGGGUGACCACGGCAAUGGCUUUGGACUCAUGCAGGUUGACAAGCGCCACCACAUUCCAAGGGGUGCCUGGAACAGUGAGCAGCACGUCACUCAGGGCACUGAGAUUUUGAUUGAUUCCAUCAAAGCAAUUCAACGGAAAUUCCCCAACUGGCCGAAGGAGCACCAGUUUAAAGGAGGAAUAUCAGCCUACAACGCUGGUGUUAGAAACGUUCGCACAUAUGAGAGGAUGGACAUCGGGACCACUGGCAAUGAUUACUCCAGUGAUGUGGUAGCCAGAGCUCAGUGGUAUAAACGCAAUGGCUACUGAGGAACGUGUACAUCCCACACAGCAAUAAACAGCCCAUAUAGUGCUGGAUAUCUAAUCUGCAGUCAAAUAAAUCUCUAUAUUGCAUUAA